AUGCUUUGGGACUGCCCCAAGAGCGGCCGUGACCGAGGCCGCAGGGAAGGCUGCCCCGGCCGGGGAGCGGGCGGCGGGCCGGGCGGCCACUCAGGGGCUCUGCUCUGCCGUGCCAGGUCUCCCCGGGAGCGCGACGGCCGCGACAAGCUGGAGCUCAGCCUGCCCGACCUGCGGGCCGACGUGCUGGAGCUGCUCCUGGAGUUCGUCUACACGGGCUCGCUGACCAUCGACUCGGCCAACGCCAAGACGCUGCUCGAAGCCGCCAGCAAGUUCCAGUUCCACACCUUCUGCAAGGUCUGCGUGUCCUUCCUCGAGAAGCAGCUGACCCCCGGGAACUGCCUGGGAGUGCUGGCCAUGGCCGAGGCCAUGCAGUGCAGCGAGCUGUACCACAUGGCGAAGGCCUUCGCGCUGCAGAUCUUCCCCGAAGUGGCGGCCCAAGAGGAGAUUCUGAACAUCUCCAAGGACGACUUCAUCGCCUACGUGUCCAACGACAGCCUCAACACCAAGGCCGAGGAGCUCGUCUACGAGACCGUCAUCAAGUGGAUCAGGAAGGACCCGGCGGCCCGAGCGCAGCACGCCGCAGAGCUACUGGCCGUGGUGCGUCUGCCCUUCAUCCACCCCAGCUACCUGCUCAAUGUGGUCGACAACGAAGAACUCAUCAAGUCAUCAGAGGCCUGCAGGGACCUGGUCAAUGAGGCCAAGCGCUACCACAUGCUGCCUCACGCCCGCCAGGAGAUGCAGACGCCCCGGACGAGGCCCCGGCUCUCAGCAGGUGUGGCCGAGGUCAUCGUCCUGGUUGGGGGCCGACAGAUGGUAGGGAUGAGCCAGCGGUCGCUGGCCGCCGUCACGUGCUGGAACCCGCAGAACAACAAGUGGUACCCCCUGGCGGCCCUGCCCUUCUACGACCGAGAGUUCUUCAGUGUCGUCAGUGCUGGGGACAACGUCUACCUCUCUGGGGGAAUGGAGUCGGGGGUGACUCUGGCGGACGUCUGGUGUUACAUGUCGCUGCUCGACAACUGGAACCUGGUGUCCCGGAUGACGGUCCCCCGGUGUCGGCACAACAGCCUGGUGUACGACGGCAAGAUUUACACUCUCGGAGGCCUCGGCGUGGCCGGCAACGUGGACCACGUGGAAAGAUACGACACGAUCACCAACCAGUGGGAGACGGUGGCCCCCCUCCCCAAAGCCGUGCAUUCAGCUGCGGCCACCGUGUGCGGGGGCAAGAUCUACGUGUUCGGAGGCGUGAAUGAGGCCGGCCGGGCCGCCGGGGUGCUCCAGUCCUACGUCCCUCAGACCAACACGUGGAGCUUCAUCGAGUCCCCGAUGAUCGAUAACAAGUACGCCCCAGCCGUCACGCUCAACGGCUUCAUCUUCAUCCUGGGAGGCGCCUACGCGCGGGCCACCACCAUCUACGACCCGGACAAGGGCAACAUCAAGGCGGGGCCCAACAUGAACCACUCCCGCCAGUUCUGCAGCGCCGUCGUGCUGGAUGGAAAGAUCUACGCCACGGGGGGCAUCGUGAGCAGCGAGGGGCCGGCCCUGGGCAACAUGGAGGCCUACGAGCCGGCCACCAACACGUGGAGCCUCCUGCCGCACAUGCCCUGCCCCGUGUUCCGGCACGGCUGCGUCGUGAUUAAGAAGUACAUCCAGAGCGGAUGAGCCCGGGACGGGCCGGGACGGACGGACGGACGGAGGGUGGGCCGCGGGCUCCCCGGCCCUGCCGCGCUCCACCCAGUGUAGACCAGCCGCCCUCGCCUUUCGGGAAGCCGGCCGUGGCCGGCGCUCCGUGCUGGGGGCCCACGCAGGGCCCCUCCCGGGAGGCCCGGCGCCCGCCGGCCCAGGUGCAAUAGAAACUCCCUUUUUUACUCGCCGGGGGGGCCGCCGCCGCCUCCCCCGUCCCGCAGCGAGCGCGUGGCCGAGGCUCGCUCCGAGGCCCACUCGAGCUUUCACACCAUCUCAGGCUCUUAGCGGCUGAGCGGAGGCGCCCGGCCCGGGGGAGGCCCCGGAGGUGCUCGGGAGCGGCAAGGGGGACGCGAGGGAGGCUCCGGCUCCCCGGCAGACGGCCGGCUGGGCCUGCUUUCUCCGAUCCCGUCUGAAUUCUUGACCUUUCCAAGAGCGAAAGUCUAUUUGGGGGGCCUGACAGGAGCAGGAGGUAAGUAGAGGGAGGGCCGGGGCGAACAGCCUGACCCCCGCCUCCUCCCGACGGGGCCGUCCCACUCCCUUUUCUAUACACAGAUCCGAGAUUCCGGGCCGCUCCUGGGGGCCUGCACCUGCCCUUGUUCUAGGGAGCCCGGACGCCCCAGCGGCCUGUGAAAGCUGUGCCUUGUGGGGAGGCCCCUGGAGAGCCCGCGCCUGGCCUCUGGAAGGAGCCGAGUGCGAGCGGGGGGACCAGGCGGCUGUGGGGGGGGGCAGAGGGGGAUCGGCCAUCUCCGAAGCGCAGGAGACUAUUUUUGAUAUGGAAAGCUAUAUAGUGAAGGGCUCCCGCGGGAGCUCGGGAUGGGGACGGCCCGAGAGGCGGCUCCGGCCAGGCCUCCGUCUCUAGCCAGGAGCUGGCUGCUCGGCACGCCCCCCCCUCCCACCCUGGGCAGCCACGGGGCAAAGCCGCCCCCCGGGCUCGGAGCCGGAGAGGCGUCCAGAAUUCCAGCCCCUGGCCGGCCGCUCCAUCCGCCUGGCGCCGGACCCUGGUUACGCGGCGAUGCGGGAGAUUAUUUAUUCUUUU
Molecule: messenger RNA, 2719 nt
Organism: Gracilinanus agilis (Agile Gracile Mouse Opossum)
Lineage: Eukaryota; Metazoa; Chordata; Mammalia; Didelphimorphia; Didelphidae
Gene: KLHL29
Product: kelch like family member 29
Exons: 8
Coding region: 1-1659 (552 amino acids)
Molecular function (GO): protein binding
Source: RefSeq, a predicted model, not a curated record